AUGCGUCAAAAUGCUUCUCACAAAUACAGACCAAAUCUUGUGGUGGUCGUGUCUCUUGUGCGGACCUUGACGGAUUCUUUCGGGUCUGCGAGUGACUUGUAUCGCAAACUCAAGCGUAAAGCCGGCGCAAAGGAUAGCGACGAUGAAGACGAUAAAUUUCACAUCCAGAUCCCUUCGCGAAGGCGUCGUCGCGACUCUAUGUUUGGUUCGGGAAAAAGCAAGGGAGACUACAGUGGCAGCGAAGAAGAGCUUAUCUUUACCUCCUCUUCUCAGAUUCGAGCCGAAUACGAACGCGGAUAUCGCAAGCUAGGAGAGCCUUUCGCGCGCGGUGAUGUUACAACGCAUACCCAGCUUCAAUCUCAGAUCAUCAAGCUUCAGCAGACAGUCCUCAACAUUCAGCAAGACCUACUGCUUAGUACGUAUCUCGCACCGUCAUCGUCUCAUUCGCAUCUUGUGCGUCUGAUCCAGGCAACUCGGACGACGCGCGCGGCCUCCAUCGCCUCAUUGAACAUGCAGUACCAGCGCAUGCUGCCGCCACUUCCAUCACCACUGCCCCCUCGAGGGCCUGAUCCGCCGUUGAAGGUUCCCGGCGCAUUUCCGCAACCUGAUCACCCACGACCACCUUCAAGGCCUCCUCUCCGGCACAAGAAACGCAUGAGCAGCAGCAGCUCCAGUUCCUCCAACGAGUCAGAAGAGAAGGUAGUCAAGAUACUACCAGUCCCAGGACCCAAACCAAAGCCUAUUCCUCCCCCUCAGGCCCCACCCCCAUCUUCACGGUACAGCACCAGAUUGUUCUGCAUCUACGCAAAAGACCUCCAACUCAGCCCACGGCUGCACCUCGCCAAUGCUUACAAACCCGGCGGAAACGGUAAAUGCCCCUUUUGCCGUACACACAUCACCAUCCAACCGGGAAAAGCCUGGGAAAUUGUCGUCGAUGGCUGUAGUAGGAAAGUAGGGCAAGGUUUUGUUGAGAUCGCGUCUCGAACAUUUCGCAUCAGAAAUCGCUUCAUUGUGAAGUGUCAUCGAGAUACUGGAGGCUUUGCGUGCGUACUUUGCGCGAGAUUCAAGGAAUCGGACACAGUGUGCAGGGGAAUUGAGUCAUUGAUGGAUCAUCUCUGGAGAGAGCAUACGAGUGAAGAGUUGGAGAGGGAUGUGGAUAUAGUGGAGAUUUCUAAGGAUGCUUGUUGA
Molecule: messenger RNA, 1188 nt
Organism: Alternaria alternata
Lineage: Eukaryota; Fungi; Ascomycota; Dothideomycetes; Pleosporales; Pleosporaceae
Exons: 3
Coding region: 1-1188 (395 amino acids)
Source: RefSeq, a predicted model, not a curated record